AUGAUCAUGAUAUCAUUCUGCAACAUUUUCUUAGUACGAAACUUGGGAUCAGAUAGAAAUCUGAUGCAUGAAGAUUUGACAUAUUGUUUCUAACAAAUUCCCACAUACUCUUAUCCCUAAGUCCUUGGGGGUUUAAAUGGAUUUACAGAAUUCAACUGCAUUACAUAGGAUUCAACUUUUAGUACACUAAUUAUUGGAGGUUACUCUAACUCCAACGAUAUUGUGGAUUAGCUCAAUACCCCAAUAAUGAUAAAAAUUAAUUAAAACAGUGGUAGUGUUAUCUGGAGUUAGUAAUAUUAGUCAACUUCAUCAAUAGUAAGACCAUAGACUAUUUAAGUUUGCAAUAUUUAACAGGGAUCAUAAAAUUACAUUGUGGGCAUGUCAAAGUCCCCUGAAUUCGCAAUCUUUAUUAUGGAUUUUGCAACAGGCCUUCUGUAAAAGACUCUUUAUGAAUUUAAUUCAGAUGCCAGCUUUAAGUAAAUAACAAGAUCUCCUGGAGGAAUAUACAUGGAUUCAUCAAAUAAGAUCUAUGCAGUUUCGACUGAGAGUGAUAAAGUUAAAGUUUACUCCUUUGUUUAUGAUCAAGCAGCUUUAACUAUUAACCCAAUAAUUUAUAUUAAUUAUGGCAACGCACUCACAAAAUAUGUUUCAGUUUUUACCCUUCUAGAAUCUGAUUACUCUGCGAUUUACUUUACAGGAAGCUAUAAUCAAAAUCCAGCAAUUAUCAAGGUUAAUCUCUAAACUGGAGGAUCAUUGCUUGGCUUUUCACUAUAAGCAAGUGGAUCAUCAGCUUAAUAAUAAAUGGGAAGAUUUUCAAAAUUUACACAAGGUCUAAUAACUAAUCAAAUUGGAUGCGCUUAGAAUUUAGGUACUACAGUAUUUGAUAUAGCAUUUGUAUUUAUUACAGAAAUAGCAACUAUACAGACUCUUUCAAAAUCCUGGUAUCUUACAAUGACCGAGGCUACUAAGUGUACUGAUCUUAGAUAUUCCAGUUCAAUAGCUUACUAUCUCUUAAGUUAGGAUGGAUCAGCGAGAAACUUAUUUGGAUAACUAGAUACAUCAGCUUCCACUACUACUCUAAGUAUGACUCAAUUAUAACUUUCUUCAACUCAAUCAACACUUUUUUCGCAAAAUGCAUUUAUAGAUGCCAGUGGUAGCUUUUUCUAUUAUGUUGGCUCUUUGACAAAAAUAAGCUCACAUUCAUAUUCUUAAAGACUUGCAUUUGUUAUGAAAUUUCCAUAAAAUAAUCCCCUCCUACCUUCAAAUGCAGUAGUUUCUAUGACGGCAACGUAUUAAUCUCUAUUUUUAUUAGGUAAAAUUACUACUCCUAUCUCCCUAACGAUAAGUUCAAAUUCAGAGAAUGUAAUAUUGAAAGAUCCCUUAUCAUAUACAUCUAGCGAGUUAAUUUUGAUUGAUAAAUAAGAGGUACCGCCAAAUUUCUAAACUUACUAAAAUAUUGGAACAAUCACACCUUCUAGUGUUUAAUCUCAAAUUUACACAGUAGCUGAACCUGCUUUGGUCAUUAAUUAUGCAGACUUUACGUAUAGUGUUUCAUGCUAGGAAACUUUAUAAUGGACUUAUAGUUCUAAAUUAUCAAAUGGAUCAGAUUUGCCUAAUUGGAUUUAAUUUACGCAACUCUCAGUUGGAAAUGGAUUUUAAUUUACAAUUUAAACAAAUGAUAACUCCACAUUUGGCAUCUAUCAGAUACUUUUAAUUGGUCUGUUGAAUAGUCUUUAUUCAGGAUAAACAACAUUUCAGCUUACUGUUAAUUCCCUUCAAUCUUCGACACAAACCACAACAACAACUACAACAACUCCAAAUCCAACUACUACUACUCCAAUACCUACAACUUAAACUACUUUUUCAAGUAAUCUCAUUUCUAAUCGAGCACCAUAUUUUGAGACUAAACUUCAAGACUAGAUAUUGAUUUUUUAUGAUGAACAAUAUAUUCUUCGAUUUCCUAAAGUAAUUGAACCAGAUUAAGACUUAUUUGAAAUUAAAGUAGUAAAUCAACUAGAAAGUAAAUUACCAGAUUUUAUCACUUACCAUUCAAAUGAGCUAUUUAUCAAACCUAGUCUCCCAGAUAUCGGAGAUUACGUAAUAAUAAUAAUUGUCAAAGAUGAUAAUACCACUUACCCUAUGUAGAAUCAGUAUUUGAUUAAACUAAAAGUUCAAGGUAGAUAAAAAUAUAGAGAUAUUCAAAAACCAAACAUUUCAUUACCUUAUUCAAAUGGCGAAAUUCCUUCAUAUCAAAGCAUUUUAGGAAGCAAGGAUAUUAGUAUAAUUUACUUAAAUACACAAGGUAAACUAAAAUUAGAAUUCAGUCAAGCUCUUCUUCAAAAUAGAAAUAUUCAGGAUUUGAUAAGAAAUUACUUAGAUAUAUAAACUACUGAUGGAGAAAAUCAAGUUAAAUCUUGGCAUGCUAUUGAAACAAUAAAUGAUUAUAAUAAGAUCGAAAUAUAGAUAGAAUUUUUAAAUGAUAAAAACAUAUCAAUGGGAUAAAUCUAGGAUUAGCUUCAAGUCUCUGUUAAUUUAACCUAAAAUAGCUAGUUAAUAUAAGUAUUUAAGCUAAUUCCUCCUUAAGAGUAAAACUUAGAAUUUAAUUCUAUCAUUAAUGAUAUCACUACCAAUACAAUUUCAACAGUAUUAUAUGGAAGCAUUGGUAUCAAUAUGCUUAUUGGGACAAGUUUACAAUUAGUUUGGGGAAUGGUGAAUACUCUUUAAUUAGUUUCUCACACUCCCUUGUUUUCUAUACCAUAUACAGCAGAAAUUCUGAUAUUUUUAAAAGCUGUAUUCACAGUCGUUACAUUUGAUCCUUUCAAUUCUAGUCAGCAUCUUUAAAAGAUAUUUUAACUUCGACCAGUUGAUGAGUAUGAGGACUUUAAUGAUAGAUUUGAAUUCCUAGGAUAUGACAAUUCAAAUUUUAUAUAUCUGAUUGGGCCACCGAUUCUUUUACUUAUUUUCAAUAUUGGGUUAAUCUUGAUUUUUGCAUUGAUAAGGCUUGUUAAAUCCUCUAAAUUAAGAAAGAUUGAUGAAUAUCUCUGA
Messenger RNA from Stylonychia lemnae, 3045 nucleotides. The record is from the annotation of a GenBank genome assembly. NCBI's taxonomy places the organism in Eukaryota, Ciliophora, Spirotrichea, Sporadotrichida, Oxytrichidae.